ACGUCUGUCUACCUCACCUCCAUUACACAUCAGUCGGAGUUGAGUAUACCUGUAGGCUCCCACGUCGUCAGCCUCAUGGCUGGGCGAAAAGGAAAUAUUUUGUGGAGGAAACCUAGGAAAUCAAGGGCAGAGAAGGAAAAAGAGGACCAAAGCAAACUCAAGUCCGAGUUGGGUCUUUGCCUUAUUAUUAGAAUUGACCAACAUGUUCGUGAAAAACUUGGUUCGGGCAUUUUAGUUGAAGACCUGGUGGUUCAUGAAGGAAAUCCACCUCAUCGUUAUCUGGUAACAAGCGACAAAGUGAUAACAGAUUUUGGUGAAUUCAUGAAAAAUUAUGUCUUAGAAUUUCGAAAGUCAGCUGAAUCUUCGAAGAAGUUGCCAGCAAUUCCAUUAAACGAAAUUGCAGCGUCAUUGAAACCUUUCAAGCCCCCAGGCAACACUUCCGGGAUAAUCUUCAUCUGCCUAAAAAGCGAAAUUGUACAAAACCUUAAAGGAAGAUUUUUAAGGGCUGAGGUGGAUGACUUACAAAAUUAUGAAAAUUUUUAUUGUCUCUUUGUUGAUGUUUUACCUCAAGAUUUUGUAAAAUGGUUAAGAAUUAAGAAAAAUGGCUCAGGAAAGUACGUGGUCGAAGAAGAUGGUAGUUCUUACACUACAUACGAGUCACUUAAGAACAAUCCCGGAUAUAGACCUCUUGGUGGUGCCAUCUUUAAAGAAGUCAAAGGCAAACAUAAAUGUGUUGGAAUGCUUGAUUUCACAGACGAUGAAGCAAAGACCCUAUCGCCUGUUUUCUUCUCAUCUAUUUUUCCACGUAAAGGCCAAGGCAAACUAGGUAAAGGAGAAGGAGAACCACCAGCAAGGGAACCAGAGUGGGGAGAAGCAGGACAACUACAGCAUCAAGGAAAUCUAGCAAAGAAUAGCAGCCAUGAGGGGAUUCAGCAGGAGGGGGAAAAGGAGGAGGAGGAGAAGAAGAAGAUCAAUAAACAGGGGAACAAGAACAAGACUGGAGGAGAAAAAGAACAGCAACCAGAAAAAGGAGAAGGAAGAGGAAAGGAAGAAGGAGCAGUUGGAGGGGCACAAAGUUGUUCAGAACAAGGAAAUUCAUCUCUCAAUCUAUUGGGGAUUGGCAGCUAUGACAUAACCAUUGAACCAGCAAGGAUUCCUUUGGAGGGAGGAGUACCUUGCUGUUUCUUGUUUAUACCUGACCUGCCCUUAGAUAUAUCUUCUGGAACUGCAAAGUUUGUUUGCAACCCUGGGGGUGUUGUUACACUGGAUGGUGUUAAAAACCAUGCAAACCGUCUUGUUGGAAGAAGAAUUCCUCCUGCUGAAAAAGAAGGUUGGGUCACCGUGGGAGUGGUGGGAAAAAAUGACAAGACUGGUAAAUGCAAUGGUCUUGGAGAGACAAAAAUUUAUUACUUUGAUGAACGCAGAAAGGCCCUUGAGGAGAUAGUCAAGAAUGUAGAGCAGUUUCGCGAAUUUUUCGAAACAUGGAAACCUCCUCCUGAAAGAUACUCCACUGCUAGCAGAGUAACAACGAUGAAAUCCCCUAGCUCUGGGCCCAUGGAUUCAGAUAAUCCUUUACAUUCACUUCAAGGCUUAAUGCUGUUGGUGUAUACAGCAGCAGAAACUGAUGCUCGGCAGUUCAUUGAAUUAAUCUUCAAUUCAUCAGCUGGAAGAGUAGUCUUUAAUGCAUACAGGUGUAAUUCGCUAUUACCAGAAGAUGUUGCGAGAGCUUUUGGCCACGAAGGCACUGCGCAGUAUCUUGAAUCCAUCAGUAAAAGAUUGUCUGAGGAUUUAAGCGUCAAUGAAGAAGACUUACAGGCAAGUCAUAUUUUAGAGCUUGCUGAUGCAGUCAGCAAUCAAUCGACUAUGGAGCGGCCAUCAACGAAGCCAAAUCACGACAGUGAACAUGAAAGUACCAGAGGUCCUUUUAGGGCUUACGCAACACAGCGAUGGUCCUUCAUGAAUCGAGUAGGACGGGUUACUCUCCAUUGCAAAAAAUGCGACACAGUACUGGCUACAAAACAAACUCUGAUUUUGGCCAAAGUACCCCCCUCUGAAACACACUUGGCCGUCAGGGAGGGGAAGGAGGAACAAGUGGAAGGAAAACUUCAAAAGGUCAAAAAUAGGGGCGAGAAAAAUCCGCAUUUUUGCCCUUUCAAUUUUUAUUGCCGAGAGUGUUACGAACGUGUUGCAAACGUAGCAAGAGUCGCAGGGAAGCAGCUAAUUUGUUUUGGAAUAAAGAGUGUCUACAUUUGUCACUGUGGAAAACAGAUAAAGGCAAACAAACUGUCAAAAGUGACUAAGGAGUUGGAAGAAGAGUGUGGCAUUGAAGUUGUCAACGUUACGACGUUUCCGCCAGAAACAGGAAGAGCAUACCAAUCCCGUGGAGAUAGCCAAGCCAUGGUUUAUUGUGAUACAUGUGGGUGGACUCACACGUCACACGAAAUCGAUUCUUUAACUCGUCAAGUCCCGCGGGACUAUCAGAGGGAGUUGUUCCUUUCUGCCAUGCGCGGUAAUACGCUGGUAUAUCUACCCACUGGCUCAGGAAAAACCUUGAUUGCAGUCAUGGUGAUGAGUUGUAUGAAGAAGUUGAACCCAAGAAAAGUUAUGGUAUUCCUCGUCGACCGAGUACCGUUAGCGCACCAACAACGUGAUUACAUCAAGUCACAACUGACGGAUUUAACGGUGGAGAUGCUGGUCGGUGAUAUGGAGUCGCCUCAAGAUAUCAGUAUUCGUCAAAAAUUAGCUAAUAACAAAGUUGAUGUGCUGGUUUUAACACACCAGAUUUUUCUUAAUUUUUUAGCUGCGAAGAACAACGCACCCAUUCGUCUGUUUGAUGUUUCAGUCCUGGUGUUUGAUGAGGCGCACCACUGCAGCGGAAACCACCCGUACAACAAGAUCAUGGAGCACUACAAAAAGACACCAGAGCAGUUUAAACCUGUUGUGCUCGGUCUGACAGCCUCACUGGCUGGAGAGCUUACUGUCGAAAGUACCAGCGAGAAACUCGAAAAGCUCCUUGAGAACUUGGAUAGUGCAUUAGCGAUACCCGUAGAGUCGGAUUUGUUGAAUCAUGUUGAUAUCCAAGGCGUGAUUUAUGAAGGAUCUGACUGCAUGAACACUGAUCAAGUUCUCCUCCAGCAACAUAUUGAAGAACACAUCGAAUAUCUGAUAGAAGUGCACUUCCUGGAUGUACCAGAUCCUCAAAAAUUUGCGUCUCUUGUAAAUUCGCCGAAUAUUACAGGAGCGCGGAGAAAGCUGAUCGAAAGUUACCAUGGUAACAAGAAAUCCUUUAAAGCGCUGACCGUUGCUGAGCAUGCAAUGCACUUGCUCGGCGUUGUUGAAGUUUGCGAGGUUCUUGGUUACCAGUAUGCUGUUGAAAGUCUCAAAGAAUGUGUGUACCGCAUUGUUUACGCUAAAUCGCCGAAAGAUGGUGCCCUGAACAGGUUAAUUGGAGGUCAACGUACUUUUCAAGCCCUCAAAAAUUUGGCAGACCAGGCAUGUAGGGCUGACCAAGCUCGUGUAGUUGUUAUGUCGGACAAGUACAAUAUUCUUGUGAAGCACAUAAAGCAGUUUCUUCGCCAAGCUCGGGAAGAUCCAACUUCUAGAGGCAUCAUCUUUGUGAGCUUACGCAAAACGACCUUCAAACUGUGCGAGCAGAUUCGAGAGAUCCCGAAUGUGACCAAAAUGUUAAAUCCCUACCCUUUUGUCGGCCAUGGUCAAGGAAGCUAUGACGGAAUGACGUGGAAAGAUGAACAGGAAAAGCUGUUGAAAAAGUUCAGAGAAGGAGAAUCCAAGCUGCUGAUUUGCACGAGUGUUUUGGAGGAAGGACUGGACAUCCCCAAAUGCAACCUGAUCGUUUGCUUUGAGGAUGCGACAACUCUGCAGGCGCUAACUCAGACCCACGGGCGCGUGUUCCGUAGAUCCAACAGCAAGUUUGUCGUUAUCUGCAAUGAAAAAGAAGAUAAAGAUGCCAAAGAUCUGUUUCUCAAGGAAGAGAACAGGGGAAAAGCCAUCAAAUAUUUGAUGAGUAACCCGAAGCGGCAAUCACAAGCACAGAAAUUCGGAUGCGAAGUGAAAAAACCUAUUGAGCUUGUUAUCCCUGGCGCAGUGGAAAGUGGUGUGGAUACUUCUCCAGUCAUGCGCUGCAGCACUCGCAUAUCUGUCAUGGUGCACAAUAUGGUCGGUGAAACAUCCCGUGUGAUAGAUUUUCUGAACCACAAUUUUCGCGUGGUAUCUUCAAAGCCAAUUCAGUCCACUUCAUCGCUCGGUGAAGCACUUAUAAAGAAACCCGUAUCAGACGAUAUGGCCUUUGAACUCGAACCAAGCUAUAAUGAAGAAGCCAAGGAGUUUCGCUCAAAGGAAGAGUUUGCUUGUCACGUAAUAGAAGUGUGGUGCAUGCGCCUCACCAACAGUGACGAGGAACCCCUUCCGGUUUGGCUCCAGGUUCCACCAUUAGAGACACACGGGAAAUCUAACAAACCGUUUCAUUGGUUUAAAGCAAGUUCUUUAUGCCUCGGUACUUUUAUAAGUCGAUGCCAUUUUCAUUGUGAGUGGCCUCUAAAGCCUACACUAAAGGACAUUAAGAUGCAUUUUGACCACAGCUUCAAGAUGCUGACCUUGCAUGUCUCCAGGCAAUCUCCUGUCGUUCCUGAUCAAGAUGCUGUUGUUAGAGUUUCUUAUAAGAUAGACCUUCGCUACGACGAGAUUGAGGAUUUCAUAAUCGUGGAUACUGAUAGUAGUGCAGAAGCCAUUGACGUUUUCCUGACGGCGAGACACCCUCCACGGCUGUAUAAGCAGGAGGUACCGGUAAUGGAAGAUUUCUUCGACCUCGUUCAAAUAGAUGAACAAGACGAUGAAGAUGCUUCAGUCACCUCGACAAGUGACGAUGAAUCGGAAACUGAGGGCUUCUCGACCGACGAAGAAUACGCGGAUGAAAUAACCGCCGAUUUCAGAGACGCUUCCGUAGAUCUCUUACGUAAUCUCACAGACUAUAGAAGCUGGGAAAGGGCGUCAGAUUUCCACAAUGGUGAGAACGCCGUAAGCCAGUGCUUUACCUAUUGUGUCACAAUGCCAUUUCAUGAAGUUGUCCAGUUGAGACGCUUUUUGACCACAGUCGAGAAAAGAUUCCACAAAAGUGCAUUUUACUGCCGAGUGAAGGAGAGCUAUGGGAAAUUACCAGAUGUUGACAUUCCCGAUAGUUUGCCAUUUGAAGUCAAAUAUGCCGCUGGAAGUGUCCUCAGUUUUCAUCCUUUGAUUCGCGGAAGAGUGCUACCAGGAAAGUUUGGUAGACUUUUGCUGAGGAAGUCUCCCAAUAUAGCUAUUGCCGCUUUGGAAAAAUUGAGUAAAGUGCUAGAAAAAGACAAGUUCUGUGACCCAGGCAGCACUCUGGAGUCGCUACUGAAACAAAACAAUCUGUCUACAUCCGAAAUGUUCAACAGGCUGGUCCCAGGCCAUUGUGCUUUGGUAAAGCGCGCGGUCAUUACCCCAACGAGGCUGCUGUUUUACCCACCAGAAGUCAUGGUCACGAAUCGCGUGCUCAGAAAAUAUGUUACAAACGACUUCCUUUGUGUCAGUAUUCGUGACGAAGACCUGUCAAAGAUGUCCGCAGCAAGAGGGAACAUCGAUGACAUAUUAGACGGAGUAAAUCGUAAAUUAGAUGAAGGACUAGUGAUUGCUGGUCAGCGGUUUCAAUUUAUAGGUUCCUCGAACAAUCAGCUUCGUAACCAUAGCUGUUGGUUUGUGGGGCCCAGUUCUCUACCGGAUGACAUACGUCGCUGGAUGGGAGACUUCACUAAUAUCAAGUGUGUUGCCUCAUACAUGGCACGUAUGGGUCAGUGUUUUUCCAACUCUUUAGACGCUGUGGGGUUUGCAACCAGUGACGAUACUUAUUUUGACAAAGAAAAUGAUGUUGAGACAGCUGACCGAAAAUACUGCUUCUCCGCCGGAGUCGGAAAAAUAUCUGAAAAGUUGGCCGCAGAGGUUGUCCGAAAAAUUGGUAAACCAUUCAAACCAUCCGCAUUUCAAGUCUGUUUCGCUGGCUACAAAGGAGUCCUUGCGCUAGAUCCCAGACUUCCAGGGAAACGGGCCAUCUUUCGUGAGAGCAUGUUCACGUUUGAUAGCUUUCACCGUACACUGGAAGUAUUGCAGACGUCUCGUCCCCAGGUCGUUUUCCUCAAUCAUCAGGUGAUCAUGCUUCUGUCUAACCUCGGAGUCCCGGAUGAAGUCUUUAUCAAAUUGCAAAAUGACAUGUUAGACAAAAUGGCAGGGAUGCUUGUGAAUGAACGUAAUGCUAUUCAGCUACUGAGGAGUGGAGCCAAAAUGGGCGUCUCUUAUCACAAUGUUUCCAAUGCAGGGAUACCGCUGACAACAGAGCCAUUCUUUAAAUCACUUUUGGUGGCCAUGUACCGAAAUCACUUGUACGAACUGCUUUCCCAAGCCCGCAUUCUUUUGCCAUCAGCAGAAGCACGCUUAAUGAUGGGUGUGAUGGACGAGUUAGGUGUAUUGAAACCUGGCCAAGUUUUCGUACAGUAUUCCGCGGUUGAAACACGUGAGGAUCGGGAUGACGAGUUUAACAUGAACAAAAAAAUUGUGCUUAGGGGACCGGUGGUGGUUACUCGUAAUCCAUGUUUACAUCCGGGAGAUGUACGUCAGCUCGAGGCUAUUGACGUACCAUUUCUCGGUCAUCUUGUGGACUGCGUCGUUUUCCCAAGUCGAGGGUCGCGGCCACAUCCUAACGAGAUGGCAGGCGGUGAUUUGGACGGUGACCUAUACUUCGUCUGUUGGAGUAAAGACCUGUUACCAAGGAAACCAAAUUACUCGCCAAUGUACUAUCCGUCACUUCCUAAACUGGAGCAAACUGAGCCAAUCACUACUCGCGACAUGACCAAGUUUGUGGUGGAUUACAUCCGGUCUGACCAGUUAGGCGUGAUUGAAAACGCGCAUAAGGCUUUGGCGGAUACCGAGAAAGACGGCGUGCAAUCCGAGAUCUGUCUUUUUCUUGCAGAACUGCACUCUUUGGCAGUUGACGCACCUAAACCGGGAAAAUGGUCUGAUACUAUGGGUAUUGGGAAUAUAAAAAAGCUUCCUGAUUUCAUGAUGAACAGCGAAAAGCCAAGUUAUCCCUCUGAAAAGGUUCUAGGAAAGCUCUAUCGACGCUGUCGCAAGUUUAAAGAUACUACAUCUGAAAAAUACGAUCAAAAAGUCCGUUUGGACGAGUCCUUCCUGUUGCCAGGAAACGAUAGCUUCGUUGAAAACGCCAAAGAAAUCUAUUCUUGGUAUCGUGACAAGAUGGAGAGUUUAAUGUGGGUGUACGGCAUCGAAACCGAGGCAGAAAUCAUCACUGGCUGUUUCAUGAAGCUUCGAAAUCGCUUGCGGAAAGAAAAAACGGAUAUUGCCGAACUCGUCAGCGAAGAGCUGUUCACGAUACGCUCGUACCUCCGUCGUGAAUUCUUUCGUGAAUUCGUCAGCGAUGGACAGUGGUUAAAAGACGAUGUGCGGAUUUCGGAUGAGAUGCGUUUGAAAGCCUCGGCUUGGUACAGAGUGGCUUACACGCAUGCGCAUGAUCACGCUUAUGAUUCAGACCCAAGUCCUCAGAAGAGACUACUCGGUUUUCCUUGGUUUAUUAAUGACGUCAUGCUCGCCGUCAAAACGCAGAAAGAUCGACCUAGUCAGCCCCAGGCCUUAGACGUUUGCGCAACCGUGGGUCAGAGCCUUGUUCGAUUGUUUCACGAAGAGAAGGCCUGGCUGCUUGAGGAGUUCAGAGCUCGAAUAAGAACAAAGAACGUUAUAUAUCGCCAUCUCCAGGCUGCUGAUUCCACUUUUUUGUUGACUAUCAUUGGCUCUACGGCUACACUGCUAUUUCACAAGACUUCGAAUCUGGAUUUGUGCUUUUUAACUCGGGGUACCCAGGCACGAAACCUACUUGCUCUCGCUGUGGUGCCACCAGAAGGAAAUAACACUUCGAUUGAGGAACAAGCGAAAGUAUUGAAGUCCCUGAUUCCUCUCUUGAAAGAGGAGACGUCAGAGCAACAAGAACAAGAAGACGAAAACGUUAAGAAUCUCUUCUGGAAAGUUCGUCUUGUCAACAAAGAGCAUUUCCCCGUCCUUUCAUGCAAGCGGCCAACAGUGAACCUGGUAGAUGGCAGUAAUUGCUCACCAACCCUUUCUUGUGAUUUUAGUUCAUCCCCAGGCAGUUUAACAGUAGCCACUUUGCUGUCAAGCUACGUGAAGUCCGACCCUCAUCUCCUAUUGGUGCUCCGUGCUAUACAUCGAUGGUGUUGCGUUACAGGGCUGUCGCGCAACGCGGCUGGCACUGGAAACACUUCAAACUUGCUCGCUGCCCUUUUCUUAGCCCAAUGCAUGCACAACAGGCAGAUUGAAAACAUUAACGAGGAGCACGUUUUGGAAACGAUGGCACACCAAAUGCAAGAUUGCGCAAAACAUGGUAAGCAGUACAUGGAGUUGGAAAAUGUCAUAGAAUCCCUUGAAGCUCUCCAGAACGAGUCCCAGUUCCCUCAGGUGGAACCAGAUAUAACCCAAAUUGGCCAAAUGCUGGUGAAUUUUUUUCAAGCACACGACUCGUGUUUUGAAAGAGAACUCCCACAAUCUCUCGCACGUCUUUUCGGUGCACCAAAGCUCUCAGAGCUUCUAAAGAAAGAUCAUGUAGUCCUCUUGAAAGAACAAAUGCAACGUGCUUAUCAGCUUCUGGCGUCAUUUGGAGACGCAGGGAUCAUGUUGACCAUCAGUGGCUCCGAAGAUUACAGCGUAAUUUUUCUUUCGCCGCUCCUUUCCUCGUACAUGGCGGGCGUUGGGAAAAUUAGAGCUCGAGAAAUAGCGCAAAAGACUGGAGCGACGAGCGUCAUUAUUCGCCCCAAUUUUUCAAGAUCACGUUCCUCAGUUCUCGAGGUAGAAGGAAGUGAGCCCGCGAUACGAGCAGUGGAGAGGAAGCUGGAAGAGAUGAGCACACUGGUAUCACGUGACAGGGUAUUGCUCAUGAGUGGCUGUUUUGUAGAAGACGCAAGUCUGCUUGUGUUUGAAGGAAGCCGAAGUCAAAAUGAUUACGUGUCUCUGACACCAUAUGAUGGGCGUUGUCAUCAGACACACGACUUAGCGGCCCUGCGUAUCGCUUCGCUAGUAAACGGCACGAACGACGUAAGUUACACGUACCGCUGUUUUACAGAAAAAUUCUUUCAACAACUGCGAUUACUUGAAAGAGAUUUCGAUCGUCAGGUCCAUGGCUCUCGUGAAUUUGCAGUUCACUUUGGACGAGUCUAUAUGCUCAAUGUUCCGCUCACUUCGCUUGAAGAUAGCGAGUCCGUCACUAUUGCAAUGUUGCGAACAAAUAAGCUGAAACCAAGUAUUUUAAAAGGAGAUAGAAGUCCUCCAGAAACAGUCACUUACGUCAAUCAAGAAGAAGAACUCACUCUGCAAAAAACGAGACGGGCAAAACGUAGUGUGACAUUGAGCGAAACCAAGAAGAGGUGGAAAGGCGGAAAUCCUUCGAGAAGCUCCUUGUUCACAUGUGUUCACUCGCCGGACAGAGUGGAGACUUUUCUUCAUCGGUCCGGAUUCCAGCAAGAUGGAAAUCCCACUGAAAACUACUCAGUAGACAUUUCGAUUUGGAUUUUGAAUGAAGAGUUAGAAUUUUGCGUCAGGUUCGAUGAGAAAUUCAACUUUGUCGAAGUAAAGCUUCCAAAUCUACGCUGGUUUAUGGUGGAUGUCAAGAGGCCAUACCAGCACCAACACAACGGUGGCGUCGCACAAGAUGGCGUACAUGCAGAUGACAACUUCAUUUUAGACGGCAGGGAAACAGACGUUCGUUUCUUGUUGGAAUCCUGCUAUGGUUUGUCGCAGAACGACAUCCGGGAUACCAAAUACGCCAAGUAUCAGCGUAUUCUCAAACCCAUUUCAUUUCAGAAGCCAUUUACAGUUCAGGAAGAGUUAUGGAAAGAUGUACGACUUAUUCGUCACUACAAGUCCAAAAAGUUCACAUGCGCUUCACGUGGUCAAGGUGAAUUCUUUAAUGGUCUCACAGCAUACCUCAACGAGGUGACGGAAUAUUCCAGACCAUUAGGGCCAGAGAAAGUCGGUGAAUUCAGAGAAAUACACACUCGUUGGGAAGUGUCUUUAGAGGCAAAGCUUCCAGAAGAUUUAACAGAAAAGGAAACUGUCAAAACGUUCUUAGAGGAAGUAUGGAAUUACGCACUUGCUUUGUCCUCAUUUGUAUCGAAGUAAAAUGACAGAUGAUCUAGGUUAAUGCCAGCCAAUUAAGAGGCCUCCUUUAAUUGGAAAAUUCUUCACGAGAAAUGUUAGAAUUGCUGAAACGUUUUUGCGUCACAGAAUGUCAAAAUCACUCGAUGCAAGCUCUAGUAGCUUAGAUAAAGGGUGUACAACAAAUUAUUUCUGUACAAUUUUAAUAGUCAUUUUUUGCAUUUCUUGACGUUCAAGAAAUGCAAAACUAAAAUUGAGCUAACCAGUCCGCCGCCUGGUUAGCU
This is a messenger RNA of Stylophora pistillata, 10490 nucleotides long. RefSeq lists its product as uncharacterized. Gene Ontology annotation, molecular function: GDP-dissociation inhibitor activity; G-protein alpha-subunit binding. The record is from RefSeq and is a predicted model, not a curated record. Gene Ontology annotation, biological process: establishment of mitotic spindle orientation. Lineage: Eukaryota; Metazoa; Cnidaria; Anthozoa; Scleractinia; Pocilloporidae. Gene Ontology annotation, cellular component: cell cortex.